GUUGAUAUCAUUACUGGAUGUGUGUGCCUUACAUCUAUUAUUUGCUAUCAUGCUUGGCUAAUAAUGAAAGUUUACAAAAGUCCUGCUCAAACCGUAUUUGGACUGGCUUCUGCUUCAAGACGCAUAUGGAUUGCAGCAAUCAUGUAUCGCAAGGAAGAGAUUCUUGCAGUUCAAACUCUUCGUAAUUAUAUCAUGGCCACAUCUGUUCUUGCGUCGACUUCGGUUGCAAUUAUAUUUGGUCUUGCUGCGUUUAUAAGCAAUCUUGCCAAAGCUAGUGAGCCAGCACCUGGAUCAAUAUUUGCCUUUACUACAAAUAACAUUUUUGGAGUCAAGAUUCUACUCUUUAUGAUGUCACAUAUAGUAUCCUUUUUUUUCCUUUCUCAAUCGCUGAGAUUUUACAACCACGUAUGUAUUAGCGUAAAUGUCAAUGUUACUGAGGAUGAGUUAGCGAAGCUUGAGGAUGAGGCAGUUGUUGCAUAUGAGCAUUUAGAUGCAAACAGUGUUGGCAGUAUGCUUAACCGUGGUGCAUUAUUCUACACCAUGGCAAUGAGAAUGUAUUAUAUAUCGUUUCCAUUGCUUGCAUGGUUUGCAGACACAUGGGCUUUAGGGAUUAGUACUGUGAUUCUACUGUGCACUCUUCGUUUUAUUGAUUUU
This is a messenger RNA of Batrachochytrium dendrobatidis JAM81, 654 nucleotides long. RefSeq lists its product as uncharacterized. The transcript is spliced from 4 exons. The annotation marks the transcript as partial. Lineage: Eukaryota; Fungi; Chytridiomycota; Chytridiomycetes; Rhizophydiales. The record is from RefSeq and is a predicted model, not a curated record.